This is a messenger RNA of Clonostachys rhizophaga, 1614 nucleotides long. The record is from the annotation of a GenBank genome assembly. NCBI's taxonomy places the organism in Eukaryota, Fungi, Ascomycota, Sordariomycetes, Hypocreales, Bionectriaceae.
AUGCCUCCAGUCCGCAAUCCAAUCCUCCCGGGCUUCAACCCGGACCCGUCCAUCGUCCGGGUCGGAGAGGACUACUACAUCGCCACAUCGACGUUCGAAUGGUUCCCCGGCGUGCAAAUCCACCACUCGCGCGACCUGGCCAACUGGACGCUCGUCACGCGGCCGCUCACGCGCAAGUCGCAGCUGGACAUGCGCGGCGACCCGGACAGCUGCGGCGUCUGGGCGCCGUGCCUCACCCACGACGGCGAGCGCUUCUGGCUUGUCUACACCGACGUCAAGCGCAAGGACGGGUCCUUCAAGGACACGCACAACUACAUCGUCCACGCCCCGGCCAUCGAGGGCCCCUGGUCCGACCCCGUCUACGCCAACUCGUCCGGGUUCGACCCCUCCCUCUUUCACGACGACGACGGCCGCAAGUGGUUCGUCAACAUGCUCUGGGACCACCGCGCCCGGCCCCUCCUCUUCGCGGGAAUCGUCCUCCAGGAGUUCGACCCCAAGCAGGGCAGGCUCGUCGGCCCCCGCAGGAAUGUCUUCCAGGGCACCGACCUCAAGCUCGUCGAGGGCCCGCACCUGUACAAGCGCAACGGCUGGUACUACCUCCUCACGGCCGAGGGUGGCACCGGCUACGACCACGCCUGCACGCUCGCGCGCUCCCGCAGUCUCUGGGGGCCCUACGAGGUGCACCCACAGAAGCACAUCCUCACCGCAAAGGACACGCCCUUCUCGGCCCUCCAGCGCGCGGGGCACGGCGACGUCGUCGACACCCCCGACGGCAGGACCUAUCUCGUCCACCUGACGGGGCGUCCCAUCAGCCAGAAGCGGCGGUGCGUAUUGGGUCGCGAGACGGCCAUCCAGGAGGCGCGCUGGGGCGACGACGACUGGCUCUACGUGAAAGACGGUCCCGCGCCAUCCCUCGUCGUCGACCUCCCCGCCGCGCGCGACGACACCGACUACUGGUCCGAGAAGCGGUACACCUUUCAGGACGGCCUACACAAGGACCUGCAGUGGCUGCGCACGCCCGAGCCGGAGCGCAUCUUCAACACCGAGGGCGGGACGCUCAACCUGAUCGGGCGCGAGGCCGUCGGGUCCUGGUUCGAGCAGGCGCUCGUCGCAAGGCGGCAGACGCACUUCUCGUUCGACGCGGAGACGACGCUGGAGUUCUCGCCCGAGGACGAGAGGCAGUUCGCGGGGCUGACGGUGUACUACUCGCGGUUCAAUUUCUUCUACCUGACCGUGACGGCCGGGUCGGACGGGCGGCGGGAGCUGCUGCUGAUGUCGUCAGAAGUGUCAUACCCGACCGGCGCGCUGGAGAAACCGUUCGUGCCGCCUGUUGGGAUCCCGGAUGGGGGCAAGGUGAGGCUGGCGGUGGAGGUGCGCGGGUGGCGGAUGCAGUUCUUCUACGCUCUCGAGGGAGGGGAGUUGGCGAAGAUUGGGCCCGUGUACGAUGCGUCGGUUGUGUCGGAUGAGUGUGGAGGGCAUCCGAACCAUGGGAGCUUCACGGGGUCGUUUGUGGGCGUGGCGUGCUCGGAUCUGAAUGGGUUGGCGAUCCAGGCCAAGUUUGAUUAUCUGACUUACCGGCCUGCGAAGGAUGCUACGGACCGGUACGAGGUUUGA